Messenger RNA from Folsomia candida, 1922 nucleotides. RefSeq names its product sodium/calcium exchanger regulatory protein 1. Gene Ontology annotation, molecular function: fatty acid binding. Gene Ontology annotation, cellular component: cytosol; nucleus. Gene Ontology annotation, biological process: fatty acid transport. The record is from RefSeq and is a predicted model, not a curated record. Bases 1232 to 1657 code for a protein of 141 amino acids. NCBI's taxonomy places the organism in Eukaryota, Metazoa, Arthropoda, Collembola, Entomobryomorpha, Isotomidae. The transcript has 4 exons.
GUGUAUUGAAUUGACCAUGUGCACAACAUCUUAAUUUGGGUAGUCUAUUUUCUGCAGCUUAUUAGACCAUUUAUUGCAAUGAUGAGGUGGUGGAAAGGUUAUCGUGUAGUAUUGACUGUUAUUAAAUAAUUAAACCCGGAAUUGAUACUAGCGAGAGUAGGCCCUCCAGUACUUGCACACAUUGAUGCAGGUCGCAUAUCAUGCUUACAUUGCAAAAAGCCCUUGCGUAAUUGAUCUUUUAGUGUACAAGAUGUAUGUACAUUUUGCUGCAUGGUGGCCAAAAUUGUGUUUAGUGAUUCUGGAAAAUUAUAGAAUAAUUACAAGUGAUUGACAAGGAACAGGUGGUGGAAUAUAAUUCGAAUAUUAGGAAAGCAUUAGUCAGUGUUAACUACAAUUAUGAAUGUCUAAUUAUGCACGUGGAUUUUUAACUCAGCACAUGAUCAAUCAAUCAAUCUCCACUCUCUCCACAAAUGUACAUAAAUGUGCUAAAUGAUAUGAAAAAGACUGCACAAAUAACUUUGUUCUGGGUUAUAGAAAUGCAUAUAAUUCUAACAAAUUACAACAUACAAAUAAAAUAAAAGACACAUACAAAUACAAAUAAAAGUUGGGGAGUAGAGGAAAUACCCGAUAUUGGCCUACUUGGUCCGGGUAGACGUCCGAGAAAUAUUAUAUAAAUAUAUCUCGCCAUAUUCGGCCCCCAUACACGAUUCUUGUAAAUAAAGUGCCUUAUCACUAAAAAUAUAAAAUUAUCUGAAUCAUAGGAACAGCUCCCACGAUCAAUGCGUUUCCACGUUGAAUCGCCAAACGAAUGUAAAUGUCGCUACCACGAUUGGAAAAUGACACUCCACAACUUUCCUCCUCGAGCGACUCAUGGUCAGUAUUACAGUUCAGCGUGGCAAUGGAGCGUCAAUUUUGGGAACCCCCCAAAAGGAGAAAAGCUUAACGAAAUUUUGUAUUUUUAAAACUACCAUGCAUUUUAUGACAUUGUGUUUAUUUAAAACUUUAUAAUCCAUAAUUUGUAUAAUGAUAAAUUGUGGUACGUUAAUUUUAUACUGAUGGUUGUCAGACGAAAUCAUUUGACACUUUAUGACCCUAAAAGGGAGAACCUGGAAACUAAUAUCAAAGCAAUCGGGAAAUGCUCAGGUGGUCCAAAAAUAAUUAAAAAUAAUCAUCUAAAAAGUACGGAGUCCUGCAGGCCCAGAAAGUAUAACAAAGUUCGUGAGGUGGAAAAAUGGUGAGUAUUGUUGGAAAGUACGAAUUCGACCAAUCGGAUGUGAAGGAUGAUAAUGAUUACCUCAAGAGUCUCGGGGUGGGCCUCGUGUUAAGAAAAGUCCUAACGACAGCCAGACCAAAGUUGGAAAUCCUGUACGCUCCUGACACGGAUGAAUGGUGUAUCAAAACUGCUACUACAUUUAAGACAACAACUUUUCGCUUCAAAGUCGGACAAAAAGUGGAGGAUGAGACGUUUGAUGCUCGAAAGUGCACAACCAUGGGAGAAAUAUUCGCCGAUGAUAAGAUCGUGCUGCACCAGACCUGUGAGGAAGGACCGAAUGUAAUUGUUGUGAAAGAAAAGUUUGAUGGUGACAAACUCCGGAUGACAUUGAUUGCGGACAAUGUUUCCACUACCCAAAUUUUCAAAAGAGUCACCCCAGCUUAAAUUUUACUUUUAUAUUUCAUUAUCUUCAAAACACUGGGAUUGUCACUAAAUUGUUAAUUUGCAUAUUUUAUAAGUACGCAUGUAAAUGGUUUCUUAAAAACAGGAUUUACAUUAAACUAAAUUCUAAAAUAGGUAAAUAAUCACCACAUGUGUUUUAGCUUUAAAUGCUUAUUUAAUUAUCGAAAUUGUAUAAAAUUCAAAUCUCUGUAUGUCUAGGAACACUGGGUCUGUCAAUAAACUCUGUGCUGACAUUCAGUGAUUGUGC